AUGGCGACGACCUUGCCAGCCACGUCGGCACCCGCCAUGGGCGUCACGACGACGCCGACCCCGACGCCGACCCCGACCCCGACUCCCGCCUCCGCCCCCCCUGCUCACGCGGCGGACGCGAGAGAUGCCUCACAGGCGUCUGCCCCGGCCGAGAUGCCCGUGCGCACCAAGGAGUCGUUCAACCGGCUCAUGGUCGAGCGCUACACCAUGCGCGACUCGGUUGCCGCCGCGGCCCUGGGCGAGCAGCUCAACCAGACGCGCAAGUCGUCGCAGGAGAUACGCGACCGCAUCCGCGAAUACAGCAUGAUCCGCAACGAGUACAAGCCUUGGUUCCCCCCCCGCAGGCUCUACGGCGAGGGCUACAAGGGCUACGGCAACGGCUUCACGGAGAACCACCAGCCAAUCUCCCGCAUCAUCUACCCUUCGCAGAAGCCGCGGCCCGGCCGACGGACGACACCGGCCUUCAAGGCCGCCCGCAAGGACCUGCUCAAGCAGGCAGAGCAGCACGAGGAGCUGGUGCCGGUGAGGCUCGAAGUCGAGUGGGACAAGGUCAAGCUCCGCGACACCUUCACCUGGAACCUGCACGAGCGGCUCCUGGCCGUCGAGCUCUUCGCCGCCCAGCUCGUCGAAGACAUGGGCCUGAAGCAGCCCCACGCCCAGCCCGUUUUCGAGCAGGUCGUCCACCAGAUGCGGGAGCAGCUCAACGACUUCUACCCCUUUGCCUUUUCGGAAGAGGACGCGCUGGACCCCGAGCUCCCGUACUCGGCCUACAAGAACGACGAGAUGCGCAUCCUGGUCAAGCUCAACAUCACCAUCGGCCAGCACACCCUGGUCGACCAGUUUGAGUGGGAGAUCAACAACCCCAACAACUCCCCGGAAGAGUUCGCCUGCAGCAUGGCCCGGGACCUGUCCCUGUCCGGCGAGUUCACCACCGCCAUCGCCCACUGCAUACGGGAGCAGGCGCAGCUCUUCACCAAGAGCCUGUACAGCGUGGGGCACCCCUUCGACGGGCGGCCGGUCGAGGACUCGGACCUGGUCUCGGCCUUUUUGCAGACCCCCCUCACCUCGGUCUUCCGGCCGCAGCAGCAGGCCAAGGAGUACGCGCCUUACAUGUACGAGCUCAGCGAGGCGGACCUGGAGCGCAACGAAAUGGUCUUUUCCCGCGAUCAGCGACGCCAGAAGCGUUCAAUCAACAGAAGAGGCGGUCCCCAACUCCCGGACCUGAAGGAGCGCCAGCGGACCAUCCGCACCCUCAUCGUCUCCUCCGUCCUGCCCGGCGCCUCCGAGCACGUCGAGGACAGCCGGCUGUACAAACGCGCGGUCGGCGCCAACCGCAAGAGGACCCAUCGCGACGGCGAACUGUCCGAGUCGGACGAGAGCGACGAGUCGGCUCCGGAUUCGCCCGCGCCCUCGCAGCUGGUCGGGACGGCUCGCACGAGGGGCAUGCGAGGAGCAGCGUCUGCCGCUCAGCAGAGAAUGGUCAACCUGGGACGCUCGGAAACCCCCGAGACCGGCUCUCUGCACCAUCACGAGACGCGCAUGUCGCGCCGCGGCAGGGAGGAGACGGAAGAGCCUAGCCACCUGUGGGUGACGCUCAAGGUGAACAGGGACAAGCUCAGAAGACUCAUCAAGGGCGACUAUCGCGACGUGAAAGCGCUGUCCCAGCCUCAAACACCCAUCGUGGCCCACGUCGGAGCACCUGGCAUCUCCAGCGCACCGAGACCCAAAGCAUCAUUCCCUCCCACGCCAUCAGCUCCCCAGCCGCUCGCAGCAUCCGGGCCCUCGGCAGCAGGGGGCGCUUCCGGUUCCCUCCCGGCUGGCCAACUCGGUCGUCUGCCUGCUCCCCCGCCCGUGCCAGGGCAAUCAACUCCUCCCAGCCCUCCCCCGCCCGAGUGGUUGGUGAAGGCGCUCAAAGACCUCGAGAAGCAGUAUCCCAACGGAGACAAGUUUGAAGCCGUAAUGAAGUACUCACACCUCGACCCCGUUACGGAACUGCCCAUCCAGUCACAGUCAUCGCAAGAAGGAGUCAAGUACGCCUGGUUACCACGCAUUCGCUGUCUAGAUUGCACAGCCAAGCUGUACACCCCUGGUCCAGACAUGACGGCUGGCAAGUUCGAAGCCCAUCUCAAGUUUUCCGGCCAUCGAGAAAAGGUUCGGUUCAGGCUGGCUUCUCAAGGCGGUGGCGCAACAGGGCCGUAA
Ustilaginoidea virens is the source of this 2199-nucleotide messenger RNA. RefSeq lists its product as uncharacterized. Gene Ontology annotation, molecular function: transcription coregulator activity. Lineage: Eukaryota; Fungi; Ascomycota; Sordariomycetes; Hypocreales; Clavicipitaceae. The transcript is spliced from 2 exons. Bases 1 to 2199 code for a protein of 732 amino acids. Gene Ontology annotation, cellular component: nuclear chromosome; nucleus; SWI/SNF complex. The record is from RefSeq and is a predicted model, not a curated record. Gene Ontology annotation, biological process: chromatin remodeling; regulation of transcription by RNA polymerase II.